Fusarium coffeatum is the source of this 1293-nucleotide messenger RNA. RefSeq lists its product as uncharacterized. The transcript has a single exon. The record is from RefSeq and is a predicted model, not a curated record. Lineage: Eukaryota; Fungi; Ascomycota; Sordariomycetes; Hypocreales; Nectriaceae. Bases 1 to 1293 code for a protein of 430 amino acids.
AUGGGCUUCAUCACUUCCAAGGCCAUCAUCGGCCUUCUCGCCGUCAGCGCCAAUGCCCUUCCUCAAGCCCUUCCAACAUCAGCCCAGGCGGCUGAACCUACAUCUUCAUACACGGCAAACCCCAAUGUCGGCCCCGGAGGCUCCAACUUCAAAGACUCAGCCCACUUCCGCGUCUACGGAGGAUCCGCCGAAGAUACCGACAAAACCCUAUCCAUGCUCGAAGCCGCCUUUGAUUGCUUCGUUGGCACACUAAAGUGGCGAUCUUCCGGUCUUUCUUUCAAUGAUCAGACUGACAGUGGAGAGCUGCACAAGACCAAUGUUUACGCUGUUUCCAAGUUGGAUGGUGCGGCGGGUGUUAUGCACUCUGAUAUGCAGGCUGGGUCUGCUUGGUUGGAGGUUGUGAAUGAGUACCUCGCCGUUCCAGGCGUGACAGUUCAUGAGUAUGGUCAUGGACUGCAUUAUCAUCAGCAAAACUGGGUAGACCAGACGAAUACUGGCGCUUGGUGGGAGACUCUUGCCAACUGGGUCGCCGACACGUACAAAACCUCCGACAUUUGUGCCGCCGUCCGAAAGGCCCACGGUCAAGAGGCAGAGCCUACCGAGAUCGAGCUUCAGAAGCUUCUUGGCGACGCUCACCAAGUCAUCGUCGAUGGAACACCCGAGUCUGGCAACUACUACCAAGCCUGGCCUUUUCUGGCGUACUUGACCAACAACCCUGAUGACUUCGAGGGUUUGGGUCAAGAUACCAUUCUUCAGAUGCAGGUUCAGUAUGAGAAGGGCAGCAACGAGACACCUCUUCACACUCUUGCUCGCGUCUCCAAGAACGCGACUGUCGGGGACAUCGUCGGUCGUUACUGGGCACGCAUGGUCUACGUUGACAUCGGCCAUUCUACAGCCCAAGAAGUCUUCUUCCAGCAGCGCGCAGAACUUGGCGUCGCUUACGUCGAUGCUUCCGGCGAUGGAUACAAGCCCAUUGCUGAUCGCUCACCUCGAUACAUGGGUGCUAACAUCAUUCCUCUCGACGUUACCGGUGAGAAGGUUGAUGUCAAGGUUGUCGCUGAGGGAGAAUUUGUGGCGACUGUUGCUGUUUACCACGAGGAUGGCACUACAUCCUACACUACUCUGGCUGAUGGUGCUGCUAGUGUUGCUGUUACGGCUGGAGAUGAUGUUACCGUUGUUGUUGCGAAUGCCCCUGCUAAGGCUAUUAUGUACAAUGGGUUUGAGUUGACCGAGGAGGUUAACAAGGGUCUGGAUUAUACCCUCACUCUCAACGGCGCCACUCCUAAGUUUUAG